Messenger RNA from Chrysochloris asiatica (Cape golden mole), 606 nucleotides. It is a transcript of the gene PRRG2, whose product is annotated as proline rich Gla (G-carboxyglutamic acid) 2. Gene Ontology annotation, molecular function: calcium ion binding. Gene Ontology annotation, cellular component: extracellular region. NCBI's taxonomy places the organism in Eukaryota, Metazoa, Chordata, Mammalia, Afrosoricida, Chrysochloridae. Bases 1 to 606 code for a protein of 201 amino acids. The transcript is spliced from 6 exons. The record is from RefSeq and is a predicted model, not a curated record.
AUGAGGGGCUACCCCUCUCUGCUGCUGUUAUACCUGGGACUGACCACCUGUCUGGACACCUCUCCCAGUGGAGAUCAAAACCAAGCUCCAGAAGUCUUCCUGGACUCCCCAAAGGCCCAGAACUUCCUGGGCAGCCGCCACCGGAUUCCACGCGCCAACCACUGGGACCUGGAGUUGCUGACCCCCGGGAACCUGGAGCGGGAGUGCCAGGAGGAGCGGUGCUCCUGGGAGGAGGCGAGGGAGGUCUUUGAGGACAACACCCAGACGGAGCGCUUUUGGGAAACCUAUAUCUACAAUGGCAAAGGAGGUCGUGGACGAGUGGACAUCGCAGGUCUGGCUGUGGGGCUGACGUCCGGCAUACUGCUCAUCGUACUAGCUGGUCUGGGAGCCUUUUGGUAUCUGCACUACCGACGGGGUCGAGGCCAGCCAGCUAGUCCCCAAGAGACUGACCUUAUCAGUCCCCUGGACCCCCCGAGCUCUCUGGGCCCACCAACACCCUUGCCGCCACCCCCAGGCCUCCCAACCUAUGAGCAGGCUCUGGAGGCCUCUGGGGUGCACGACGCACCUCCACCCCCUUACACCAGCCUCAGGAGGCCCCCUCAGUGA